AUGGCAUCGGUGGGCAUAGAGCCUAGUGCCGCGGUUAGAGAUUCCACUGGAAACGCUACUGAUGUUGAUAGAUUGCCUGAGGAGAUGAAUCACAUGAAGAUCCAAGAUGAUAAAGAAAUGGAAGCUACAAUCGUAAACGGCAAUGUCACAGAGACUGGUCAUAUAAUAGUUACUACAAUAGGCGGAAGAAACGGCCAACCAAAACAGACAAUCAGUUACAUGGCCGAGCGAGUUGUUGGACAUGGCUCCUUUGGUGUUGUAUUCCAAGCGAAGUGUUUAGAAACAGGAGAAACCGUAGCGAUAAAGAAAGUGUUGCAAGACCGGAGGUACAAGAACCGGGAGCUUCAAACGAUGAGGCUGCUUGACCAUCCAAACGUGGUGUCAUUGAAACACUGCUUCUUCUCAACAACCGAGAAAGACGAGCUUUACCUCAACUUGGUCCUCGAAUACGUUCCGGAGACAGUGCACCGAGUUAUCAAACACUACAACAAACUCAACCAACGGAUGCCUCUCGUCUACGUCAAGCUUUACACGUAUCAGAUAUUUAGGUCGUUGUCUUACAUUCAUCGGUGUAUCGGCGUGUGUCAUCGUGACAUAAAGCCUCAGAACUUGCUGGUGAAUCCACACACUCAUCAAGUGAAGCUAUGCGAUUUUGGAAGUGCCAAAGUAUUGGUGAAAGGAGAGCCAAACAUUUCAUACAUUUGCUCGAGGUAUUACCGAGCACCUGAGCUUAUUUUUGGAGCAACAGAGUAUACUACAGCCAUUGAUGUCUGGUCUGCAGGAUGUGUUCUCGCUGAGCUUCUUCUCGGUCAGCCAUUGUUUCCUGGUGAGAGCGGCGUUGAUCAACUAGUAGAGAUUAUAAAGGUUUUGGGGACACCAACGAGGGAAGAAAUCAAAUGCAUGAACCCCAAUUACACAGAGUUCAAGUUCCCUCAGAUUAAAGCUCAUCCCUGGCAUAAGAUUUUCCACAAGCGAAUGCCACCAGAAGCUGUAGAUUUGGUGUCAAGGCUUCUUCAAUACUCUCCUAAUCUCCGUUGUGCUGCUCUGGAUGCAUUGGUGCACCCGUUCUUUGACGAGCUAAGAGAUCCAAAUGCGAGAUUGCCUAAUGGACGUUUCCUUCCACCGCUUUUCAACUUUAAGCCUCAUGAGCUUAAAGGUGUGCCUUUGGAGAUGGUGGCUAAGUUAGUACCUGAACAUGCGAGGAAGCAGUGUCCGUGGCUCGGCUUGUGA
Microthlaspi erraticum is the source of this 1230-nucleotide messenger RNA. Lineage: Eukaryota; Viridiplantae; Streptophyta; Magnoliopsida; Brassicales; Brassicaceae. The record is from the annotation of a GenBank genome assembly.